Messenger RNA from Penicillium odoratum, 225 nucleotides. RefSeq lists its product as uncharacterized. The record is from RefSeq and is a predicted model, not a curated record. NCBI's taxonomy places the organism in Eukaryota, Fungi, Ascomycota, Eurotiomycetes, Eurotiales, Aspergillaceae. The transcript has 2 exons. Bases 1 to 225 code for a protein of 74 amino acids.
AUGUCAGGCAUGUUCAUGAUCCCAGGGUGGCUGCAGGAUCCCAGUGACUUGCAUAAACAGCAGGAUACGAAAGAGCGGGGAGUCGCAAACAUCAAUGAAACUCUUAAAAAGUCGCGGGAUCCGGGCCGAUUGAUCCAGGAUAUCAAAGUUCUGUUGCAAGGCUGGUUAAAGGAAUUUGCAUAUGAGAUUCUCAUCGAAACCCUCGGCACACAGGACACAAGUUAG